AUGGAAGCGGGAAAAAUCAAGGAUUAUCCAACAGAUAAACAGCUUAUUUUGCAGAGGAAAGAAACUACUCCUGUGGAUUUUACUAGACUUGUAGUGAUGAGAUUAGUGUAUGGCUUGGCUAAGGUUUUAGGCUUUGAAGAGCCAAUUAGUGAUGUGUUAAACGGUGCGUUUGUGCCUCCCGGAGCUGAUGACGACGAUUUCGAUGAUGACGGUGAUGAUUUCUUUGAUGACUAUUAG
This is a messenger RNA of Arctia plantaginis, 237 nucleotides long. Lineage: Eukaryota; Metazoa; Arthropoda; Insecta; Lepidoptera; Erebidae. The record is from the annotation of a GenBank genome assembly.